Molecule: messenger RNA, 1855 nt
Organism: Myotis brandtii (Brandt's bat)
Lineage: Eukaryota; Metazoa; Chordata; Mammalia; Chiroptera; Vespertilionidae
Gene: VSTM4
Product: V-set and transmembrane domain containing 4
Exons: 7
Coding region: 1-573 (190 amino acids)
Source: RefSeq, a predicted model, not a curated record
AUGCCUGUCCAGAGCAGGCCCAGUGAAGUCAGUGGCCGAAAGCAAACAGGGCGACACAAUCCAACACCAGUGAUUCCCUUCAAAGCUUCUGAAGACUCAUCCUUUGGGAAGACGGGGACGUGGGCAUUUUUUGCAGAUCUCUACGUGUGCGCCGUGCUCCUGUGCUGCCUGGGCAUCCUCAGCGUGCUGCUCUUCACCCUCGCCAUCGCGUGGCAGUCUGUGCUCAGCAAGAGGAAACCCAGAGUGAGAAAAUAUUUGGUGAAAUGCCCUCAGAACAGCUCAGGGGAGACUGUCACCAGCAUGACCAGCUUGGCCCCCUUGCAGCCCAAGAAGGGAAAGAGACGGAAGGAGAAGGCUGACGUUCCUCCCGAAGUGCCUGCCAAAGCUCCCACAGCCGCCACGCCCCACAAGCUGAAGCUGCUGAAGCCACAGAGGAGAGACGCCCUGCCGCGGAUCGCCGAGGAGAACCUGACCUACGCCGAGCUGGAGCUGACCAAGCCCCCGCGGACGGCCAAGGGCAUCCCCACCAGCACUGUCUAUGCCCAGAUCCUCUUCCAGGAGAACACGCUGUAACCCGUCCUCUUCCGUGGUCCUGUUCAACUCUGCCACCCAGUUAUUUAUGAACCCUUGGAAGCGAAGUCCUUGUUUUUGCAUUUUCACUUGUGCCUUCUGUGAGGUGGGGAUCCCUCUCUUAGGGCGUUCCGGUGCCUUUAGAGGUGCUGGGCUCCUCCCCUCAAGAGUGGGGCCCUGGCCCAUGGACAAGUCUUCUGGGACAGUGUUUUCUGGGUAUCCAAGGAGAUGCUCUGCUGAGCCAACCCCUUCCCAGUUUCAGCUUCUUCCUCUGGAUUUUAAUUUUUACAUCUUAAUAUUAAUCUUUUAUCUUUCUGUGUCUGUGAUAUUAAGCUCGUGGUAUAUAGUAUAGCUAGAGGAAUGCCACUAUAGGCCAAGGCGUGAGUGGUAGAUACGGACUGAUUGGUUUUCAGAAGAUCAGACAGCUUUGCCAGGGCCCCCAGAGCAGAGCAAACGGCUUAUUGCCCCCAGAUACUCCACAGGCGCCCUUGUAAACAGAUGCCCUGACCCUGCGAUUUAAGGGGAGACAGGCAUGUGGUGGGGAAGUCUGAGGUCUAACGGACAACGAACUGUCUCUGAAACCCCCACCACAGACAAGCAGAGCCCUGCUACGGGCCCACCCCUGCGGCAGCAUGGACCAGCCCCGCACAGAAACAGGCAUCCUCCAAGAAGGCCUUACCCUUUUCCAGAGGAGCAGGGGCUGCCAUCCUGACACCGAGGAAGCGGCCUCCGGGAUCUGGGCCCAGGCCACCACUCCGACUGGAUGUCUACUCCCUGGAGCGCGGUGUUGCUGGGCCCUCAGGGUGGAACUUCGCAGAGCAAGUCCAGGGAGGAGGGCAUGUGGCUAGACAGUGCUCACGUGUCUAGGGAGCGUGAGAAGUGCACGCCCUGGGAAGGUGGUCCUAAGGACCCUACUGUGCAAAGGGCCUUGCCCUCCUGAACCUGUGUGCACUUCCUGGUGGGUUUGGGUGGGGGUCUGGCAGGAUCGUGUGGCGUAGUUGCCCAGGGCCUCACUGAAGAUGACUUGUUCUCACAAGGACCAUCCUGCCAACCGUGUGGUUAAGGACACUGCUUUCCACGUGAGUGCGGUCUGGGUUACUAUUGCCCAUGACAGACAUUGUUUGGUUACGUAUGGACCAUGUACAUGUGAUAAAUUACAUACUUUAAACACAGUCUUGAGUGUGAGCGGUGCCCCUUGUGCAACCACGUGAAUUUCACUUGGUCAAGUGUCUUAUCCUCUAAUCGUCUCAGACUCAUGUUAUCUAAUAAAAGAGAAACAUGCAAA